Adineta ricciae is the source of this 1254-nucleotide messenger RNA. NCBI's taxonomy places the organism in Eukaryota, Metazoa, Rotifera, Eurotatoria, Adinetida, Adinetidae. The record is from the annotation of a GenBank genome assembly.
AUGGCUAGCACUGCAACAGUUUAUCCUCUCGAACUUGCGAAUGUUCAACAUGCACAUCGUGUCAAGAAAAUAUCAUUGGGAUUGGGUGUUACUUUGUUUGUCUUAUCAUUGGCACUUCCUGGGUAUAUCAUAAAAACAACUGUGACAAAAGAACCUACCUAUUCGAUAGUUAAAAGAAACGUCACCACCAGCGAAGUACAAUCUAUGCGCGUUGCAAAUCCGUCAUUCGAUCAGUAUGGUUACUUACUUUCAACAUAUCCAGAGACGGUAAAUUGCGAAUGCAGUCAACUUUCGAUCAGUUAUGACUCGUUUCUUGAAUUACAAUUUCAAUUCCAUCCAGUCUGCAGUAGUAUGUUUGUGACACAACAAUGGAUCGAUGCACUGGUACCAAAAAAUCAAGCACCUUCGUCAAAUGAUUUUCACAACAUAGCUUCGUAUUUAUUUCAAACAUUAAGUACAUUAUGUCAACACAGUUCUCAAACAAUGAAUCAGAGUUUAAUGGAAUUUUUAUUUGAUGAAUAUAUCAAUACAGACCUUAACCCAGGAGCAUUGUUUAUUUCGUCGAUCGAGCAACGUAUAGAGAAGUUUAAAUCAACAACAAUAAAAAACUUUCUAUUAUCAUUCUCAAUGAUUCGUGGUAUGAUACAAAAUAGUGCUUUAUUCUCAAGUUUGCAAUCAAAUUUUAAAUUAUAUGCUUACAAUAAUGAUAUAUUUGGAUCACCAGUGACAUAUGAUGAAGAUUGUAACUGUGCACAUUCAACAUCCUGCUUUACUCAAGCAUACUUCUAUACCUCAUCGGGCACCAUUGGCGCUCCAAUACCAGGAUUUUAUACUGGAUGUUAUGUUAUUGAUGCAUUACUUCGAUCAGAUCUCCGAUGUUUUUAUGAUGUCACGUGCUUGAAUCUAUUACAACGUUAUAUACCUUCGUUAAGUAGUUUGCCUGGUGGUUCCAUCAAUCUGCCAUUGUCAACUACAUAUCAACCAAACACAACUAUUGAAAAUAUUUUAAAUAACUUAAUGAUAGAAAGUGUAACAUCGAAAGUAUCUUAUAUAAACUAUUAUGACCUAUGUGCACCAUCAUAUUGCACAUAUUCUGUUCAAACAAUGGAAACAAUGGAAACAGUUGAACUAAUUAAAGAUAAAACGGAUGUUGCUGCGAUCAUUGGUUUAGUUAUUGGUAUAAUUGGUGGCAUUAUUGCUAUCUUACAUUUAAUAGUACCAAGAUUGGUCAAACUUAUUAUUGGUGCAAACUAA